Perca fluviatilis (European perch) is the source of this 2354-nucleotide messenger RNA. RefSeq names its product glycerophosphodiester phosphodiesterase domain containing 2 (gene gdpd2). Gene Ontology annotation, biological process: lipid metabolic process. Gene Ontology annotation, cellular component: membrane. The record is from RefSeq and is a predicted model, not a curated record. Bases 261 to 1871 code for a protein of 536 amino acids. NCBI's taxonomy places the organism in Eukaryota, Metazoa, Chordata, Actinopteri, Perciformes, Percidae. Gene Ontology annotation, molecular function: glycerophosphodiester phosphodiesterase activity. The transcript has 16 exons.
AUUCAGUUCACGGAAAGGAUGCGAGAGAAGUAGAGUGGAGGCAAUCAGAGUGGUUUUCCCACGGAGUGUGCUACGGAGGAAUUUAACACCACAGUGGGAUUCAUGGUAUAGAGAGGUAAAGGAGGUCGGGCUUCUCCUGGUAUCCAGAGAAAGAAUUAUCUGGGCUCCAUCCAACCUUCUUCAGGCCGUCCUGUAUCAGGUGUUCAGAUUAUACUGAGCAGGAUCUGCACUUCCUAAACUGUGAAUGAGGAGGAGAAGUCAUGUCUCCAGACAAGAGCUGUUGCAGAGUUUGCAGCAGGGGCUUAUAUAGCUGCCACUGGAAGCAUGCAAGUAAAACUGAAAGAAAACGUGCAUGCUGUUGGUUCUCAGUUGUCAUUAUGGUCUGCCUGCUUUCCCUGUGCUGGAUGUAUUUCUGUCUGGUUACUUUUAAUGACCGAGAGGAUGUUAACUGGGAGGGCUUCAAAACACUGAAACGAUGGGUGAACUGGUUCAUGGUGCUGAUCAUCAUUUCUGCAGUGGUAACCAGCUACUGCGUUCUGCUGCUGCUCUUUGCACUCUUCCAAGUUGCCUUAGAAGAACCACUCAACUUACACUGGCUACACAAGAUCCUCCUAUUUUUUGGUGUGAUGUUCAUCACUUUAGGGGUCAUAGGAAUCUGUCUCAAGUGGAAAGAUGAAUUGCCAACUGUUCCUCUUUCACUCCAGGCCACAGCUCCUUUCUUGCAGUUUGGUGCUGUUGGGGCGUUGACCCUGCUGUGCUCGUUCGUCUUCCAGGGCUUCCACACUGCCAGGAAACAAUGGUCUAAGUUCCUGAUUGCAGUGAUAUUUGUAGUGGUGUCAGCAGCCAUCUUCCUGUGUCCCCUGAAGAUCGAGUCUCCUUGUCUGAUAGAGAAGCAUGAAUUACCUGAUAAACCAAAGCUUAUUGGUCACCGAGGCGCACCAAUGCUGGCCCCAGAGAACACCAUGAUGUCGUUCAACAGGAGCAUCGCGUGCGGCGUGACAGCCUUUGAGACAGACGUACAACUCAGUAAAGACAGAAUUCCCUUCUUGAUGCAUGACCAUAGUACUUCGUUCUUACGGAGAACAACAAACGUUAUUGAGAAGUUCCCUGGCAAAGACUUCAGCCACAGCUCCAACCUCACCUGGGAGGAAUUACAGAGUCUGAAUGCAGGUGAAUGGUUCCUAAAGACAGAUCCUUUCUCUUCAGUGUCCAAGCUCUCAGAAGAGGAGAUGGAAACAGCCAGGAAUCAGACUAUUCCCUCUUUAUUUCAGCUCCUCAACCUUGCCAAGCAGCACAACAUCUCAGUGAUAUUUGACCUAUAUAGUCCCAACCAGAAAGAUGACACAGAGGACACAGUCAACACCACCUUGAGUUCUGGCAUUGACCCAAGCCUGGUUCUCUGGCUUCCUCCAGCAGAAAGAAAAUAUGUAAAAAAGACUGCUCCAGGCUUCAUUCAGGUCUAUAACAACGCAAAUGAUAUGGAAGGGGGGAACCACCUAAAUGUGAAAUACAGCAACUUAAGUGUGAAAGAAAUCAGGGAACUUCGGAGCAGGAAUGUUACGGUGAACCUGUGGGUGGUUAAUGAGCGUUGGCUCUUUUCUCUGCUGUGGUGUGCAGGGGCCAGCUCUGUUACCACCAACUCCUGCCACCUCCUAAAAGACAUGCACCAUCCUGACUGGUUGAUGCCGCCUCUUACAUACAAAAUAAUAUGGAUUACAUUGGACAUUGUAUCUAUUCUGAUAAUGACUGGACUCUACAUCUUUCAGUGGAAAUCACACCGUUUCUGUCGCAGAGAAGGGACAGAGAGGCAAAGAAACGAUACUUUAGCCUGGACUGAGAAAGAAUUGUCUCCCUUCUUACCCACCGGGUAGCUCGCCCGACUCCGGCAGUAGAUUUUUCUGCCCCGAAAAUGACGUACAUUCUUGUCCGCAUUGCCAGAAUGGUUUGGACCUAAAUCAGGAAGAAAGCAAGCUAAUGUGAAUAACCACGGUAUUCCGAAGCCAUGAAAAUAAGAAUGUUGUUUCAGAGGUUAUACUGUAUGGUAACCAAAUAUUGGCACUAUGCCACUGGAUUGUGGUUUUACUUUUUUGUUUCUUUCUAAAUAUAGCUGGUUAACUGGGUUUUUGAUCAUUCUUCUGUUACUGAAAAUAUGAAACUUUUCUUUGAUAGUAUCACUGCAAUGUGCACUGUAGGUCUGCACUGGAUUUCCUCUUGGCACUUUAUUGUGUUUUUUUCUGAUGUUGCUUUUCUGCUUUUCUGUUAAAAAACUUUUUUUCAUGUUGUCACCACUGCAGGAGAGAUUUGUAUGUACUGUAACCUGAGCCAAAAGCAUUACAACUAUUUUCUACACUGUC